Messenger RNA from Uloborus diversus, 3872 nucleotides. RefSeq names its product SKI2 subunit of superkiller complex protein-like. NCBI's taxonomy places the organism in Eukaryota, Metazoa, Arthropoda, Arachnida, Araneae, Uloboridae. The record is from RefSeq and is a predicted model, not a curated record. Gene Ontology annotation, molecular function: RNA helicase activity; ATP binding; RNA binding. The transcript is spliced from 24 exons. Gene Ontology annotation, cellular component: Ski complex. Gene Ontology annotation, biological process: nuclear-transcribed mRNA catabolic process, 3'-5' exonucleolytic nonsense-mediated decay. Bases 146 to 3799 code for a protein of 1217 amino acids.
AUUUUUUUUGUGACACGGUUUAAAUCUCUGAAUGUGUUAUGUUAAUUAAAUUAUUAAUUUUAAGCAAUGAAUGCUAUAAUUUUUAAUUUUAUUUUGUUUAUUUUUAUAUAAUCUUUACCAUUGAUCAGUACUUGAGAUCCGAAAAAUGGAUUUUGAAAAUUUUGAGAUUCCAAAAAAUCUGGAAGUCCAUCCUUUAGGCGACAAUGGUGAAAUGGAAAUUUUACCGGCUAGCGAGAAAAACAUUUUAAGCUGCUCGCGUCUUCCGUGCGGUCUUCCACCAGUUUUACCGGACACUAAUGCAAUGCUAAAUUCAUUCUUGGAAAAUCCUGAAAGAUUGCCUAUUCUACAUUUAGAUGCUGUUCAAAAGUUUAUACCUAUUGAACCCAAUGUUUCAUCUCUUUAUACUAUGAAUUUGUGUCCACUUGGAACAACGUUGACUGUAAAAAGAGACAUGAUGACUGGAAAAAUUUUAGGCUUUACAGAAGAAGUGAAAGAUAUUUUUCAAGGUACAUACAAUACGUCUACAUCUUUAUCUCGUACUCCUGGCCCUCCUGAGGCUGGUGUUAGAGGCAGUACCAGCAGUUAUCCUUUUCAUCCUGGUGGAAUGGAUGAACCAUGGUUUGAUCAUUUGAGUUCUAAAGAUCUUAAUCUUGAUCUAUUUAAAGGAGAAUAUCGUGAUACGCCUCCUGGUUUCAAGUGUGGUAUGAAAUUUGAGAGAAAAAGCCAUGAUAUUGCUGACUACAUUAAAUUGCAACCCCAAAAAAUCCAUUUAUCAGAUGUUCUUGCCCUAGACGAUUCAAUUGAUUUUGAAAUUUUUAAUGAACCUGAAGAUAAAAUCGAGGAUGAAGUUGACUUUAGCAAGUUGCAAUCUGAAACAAGAGUAGAAUCAACCGAAAAUGAUGAUACAAUUAUGAAAAUUGCUUCUUUACCAGUUUUGAACAUUAGUGAGGCUGUUAUUAAAAAGUCUGUGCAGUAUGAAUGGGCUGUUGUUGAAAAUGUUAAUAUUCCAGUAGAUGAUUUUUAUGAAAAGAUUCCAAAAAUGGCUUUUUCAUGGCCUUUUGAACUUGAUGUUUUCCAAAAAAGAGCAGUUCUUCAUCUAGAGAAACGAGAAAGUGUGUUUGUAGCAGCUCAUACUUCUGCUGGGAAAACUGUGGUUGCUGAAUAUGCUAUUGCUUUAGCGAAAAAGAAUGUGACAAGAGUUAUCUAUACUUCACCCAUAAAAGCUCUUUCAAAUCAGAAGUACAGAGAGUUUAAAGACAAAUUUGAAGAUGUUGGACUCAUUACUGGUGAUGUUCAAAUAAAUCCAACUGCCUUUUGUUUGAUAAUGACUACUGAAAUUUUAAGGUCGAUGUUAUAUCACGGUUCAGAUGUUGUGCGUGAAUUGGAAUGGGUUAUUUUUGAUGAAGUACAUUACAUUAAUGAUUCUGAAAGAGGUGUUGUGUGGGAGGAAGUGUUAAUUAUGCUUCCUGAUCAUGUAAAUUUAAUAAUGCUGAGUGCGACAGUGCCAAAUACAGCCGAAUUUGCUGACUGGCUUGGUCGUAUAAAAAAGAGAAAGAUAUAUGUAAUAAGCACACUGAAACGACCAGUGCCAUUAGUCUAUUACUUAUACACAGGCAGCGUUGGAAAAUCUGGAGAUGACAUGUUUCCAAUUAUUGAUGAACGUGGGAAUUUCUUAGACAAUGAAUAUAUGAAAGCUUCUAAAGCUAAGAAAGAUAGAGAGAGUAAAGCAAAAGCCACCACAGGUCCAAAGGGCCCUAAACAGUACAUAACUCCAGCUCAGGAAAAGAAUGUAUAUAUUGGAAUUCUUGGAUACCUGCAAAAAGAAAAUCUUCUACCUGCUGUAUGUUUCACUUUUUCAAGAAAAAGAUGUAAUACACAUGCUAAAAGUUUGAACAGCAAAGACUUGACAACUCAAAAAGAAAAGAAUGAAAUUGUUAAAUUUUUCAGAGAUAGCAUUGACAAGCUUAAGCGAGAGGACCGUGAUUUACCUCAGAUAAGAGUCAUGGAAGAUCAUCUUAAACGUGGUUUUGGAAUACACCACAGCGGUAUUCUACCUAUUCUCAAAGAAGUGGUUGAAAUGUUGUUUCAAAAAAGCUUGGUAAAAGUUUUAUUUGCAACAGAAACAUUUGCUAUGGGUGUAAACAUGCCUGCUCGGACAGUCAUUUUUGAUUCUGUGCGCAAGCACGAUGGUCAGAGCAUGCGAGAUCUUCAACCAUCCGAGUUCAUUCAGAUGGCUGGACGUGCUGGUCGACGAGGCCUUGAUAAAACUGGAACUGUUAUUGUACUUUGUAAAGCUGAUGUACCUGAUUCACUUUCUCUAAGAACAAUGAUGCUGGGUAAACCUGCAAAGCUGCAAUCACAGUUUAAACUAACUUAUAGUAUGAUUUUGAAUCUCUUAAAAAUAAAAACUUUUAGUGUUGAAGAUGUCAUGCAGCGAUCUUUUGGAGAGUCUAAUAAUCAUAAACAGCGUGAAGGAUGGGAAAAAAUGCUGACUGAGGCUUCUGAGAAAUACAAAGCUCUACCCCAAUCUGAAUGUUCACUGUGUAAAGUUGACAUGCGAAGUUAUGUUCAAACAUUAAAUAAAGUCAAAGUCAUUCGCAAAAAUAUUCUGCAAAAGAAAUGUUCUCAAGCUCUAGCCAGUAAAAUAUUCAUGCCUGGACGAGUUCUUGUCAUUGCAACAGAUUUGCAAGAAAACAUUCCUUGUGUUUUGUUAAACAUUGAUAAAGAAAAUAAGUGUAAAGUUCUUGCAAUCUCAGAGAAGAAGUCUCAGGGAUCUCCUGAAGAAAACAAAGUAUUGCCAUGGACAAAACAGAUAUUUUAUCCAAAUGAAAAGCAGCCUAAUGUUACAACUAUCACUUUUGAAGAUGUGCAAGUAAUAACAAACAAGACAUUAAGAAUUCAGGAAAAUGAAAUCCUUAAAGAAUGGAAAAAGGGAUCCAAUCCUGGUUAUACUCUCAGUUCUGCAUUUCAAGAGCUGUGUUCUUUAUGUGAAGCAAAUCUAAGUGGCUUCUCAUCUGCCAACAUAAAUUUCAAAGAUAUGGCAUUAGUUGAGGAAGCUUUGCAGCUGGAAAAUUUAGAAAGAUCAUUUGAAGGGUUUACAUGCAUAAAGUGUCCUCUGUUUUCAAAACAUUUUUACGAGAUUUCCACUCAAGAAUACCUGUCAGAAAGAAUUCAUUCUUAUAAACAUAAGCUAUCACAUGAAGGUCUCACUCUUCAUCCUGAGUAUGAGAUGCGUAAAAAUGUUUUAAAAACACUUGGGUACAUAGAUGCAGAAGACAAUGUCCAAUUAAAAGGAUCUGUAGCAAGGGAAAUGAGCAACCACGAGCUCCUAAUCACAGAAUUACUUGUGAAAUCUGUUUUCAGUGAUUGUCCUCCUGAAGAAGUUGCUGCAUUGCUAUCAUGCAUGGUUUUUCAACAGAAAUGUGAUGAUUCUAAUUUAGAACUGCCAAGUCAAUUGAAAGCUAAAAUUGAAGAGAUAAGACAAGUGGCUAUGGAAAUAGCGUAUACACAAGGGCGUGCUGGAAUUGCAGAACCCCAUUUUGUUGAGCAGUACAACUUCCACUUAACUAAUGUAGUAUAUGAAUGGGCCAAAGGAACUGCAUUUUCCGAAAUAAUGCAGAGCACAGAUGUCGAUGAAGGUAUUAUUGUAAGAAGUAUACAACGUCUUAGUGAAUUACUUAAAGAUGUUCGCAACGGUGCCUCCUUGGUUGGUGACACAGUGCUUGCAAAAAAGAUGGAGGAAGCAUCUCACAAAAUAAAAAGGGACAUUGUUUUUGCUGCAAGUUUAUAUGUACAAUGAAUCUGUGAUGUUUUUUAUGAUUUGAGUUUUGUAAAUGAGCUAUUUAAAUUAAAUUUGUUGAUUAUUUUGAUUG